UCGUAAUCAUCAUAUACAAAAUUAUAACUUUAUGUUAUAUUUUGUAACCAUUUGUACAAUUUCUGUAAUAGUUUGUUCAAUUGUUCUUAACAAAAUAUUAAUUGUUUUUUCUUUUUAUAAUUGGCUAGUUUUAUUUUUAGUUUUCGUGAUCAUUAGAGACAGAAAAUUUUUUACAUCUCUCAACAAUCUAAUGACCCAUAAAUACCAGAUUGUAUAUUCAGCAUUAAUUAGGGAAUAUUGAACCUUGUUAAAUAUCCUCUUCAUAUUUCGCCAAACAUUAAAUUUGAAAACCAGAUAGUACAUAGAUUACAUUUCUUCCAUUUAUUUUAUAUUAUUUGUUAUAUAUAUGAGUUUAGUUGCAUUUACAAACUCGUCAGAAAGAUCAUUUAAUAGCGGUUUAAAGAAAGUAAGAUUCAUUUACUUUAGCGAAAGUUUCCCCCAUACAACUGCUUCGUAAUUUUUGAUCGUGUUGUUGCCGUCAUCAUUAGCCACCACGAACUGAUAAUUCAAACCAGAAAUUAUAGAAAACUUAUCGCGAACAACCGUCACAAACUUCAAUCCAUAUUUGCUCUGUUUGUUGUACUCAUAGAUCAAAAAUUAAACUAUCUCUACGACAUGCAUAUAUAUAAUUGAUCGAAGUCCAAUCGCCAAAACACACACAACAAACACUUGAAGAGAGAAAAUGACAAGACAUAAGACUACUUUAUUCAUUUUGCUAUGUAAUUAAUUUAACACUUUUGCUUUAUCAAGUCAUGGCAGAAUAAACUCAAGAGGUUUGCAGGCUUUUGUAAUAGGUUUGCCAUUUGCCAAUGAAUUUUAAAUGUGUUGCACAUUAUUGAUUUUUGAAUCUUGUUGUAAGUAAGGCAAGUUAUUAUUUAAUUUUGACUCCAAAAAAAAAGUGUGGCAAGUUAUUACUAAUCCACAAAAAUGUAGCAAGUUAAUUAUUGAAAUAUUUAAUAAUUUAUGGGAAAGUAUUCAGUUAAAUACAUCAUUAUUUGGUAUUGGUAUCUACAGUUCAAUAAUGUCAAUUUUAUGUUUGUUUUACUUGCAUGAAAUUUUUUUCAUAUAUAUCUAAAAAUUCUCAAAUUUCGUACAAUUUUUAUUAGAAUCUACAAACAUGGGUAUGAAAUUCGGAAUAAGAAGAAGACAACUAUAAUCUGGCUGUAAUUGACAGCUUUUAAUUCUGUUUUUUUUUCUUGUUUAAGUGAUUCAGUUUUGUUAAAGUGUUCAUCGUGUAGUUUGUUGCAAUGGUAACAAAAUAUUUACAACUUUCGUUACCUCUUAAGACAAGAAACUAAUUUCUAGUUACUUUAGAAAGAAAGUUAGUAAAAUAACAAAUAUCAUUGUUUUAAAAUUAGAUACAAUAAAUCUUUAUGCCCAAAAAAUAAAGUGGCAUAACAAUAUUGUCUCCCAUUUCCUACAUUAUUUAAAGUUUCAAAAUUCCUUUCGUGUUUCUCACACAACAAUCUUAAUUUCUGAUUGAUAAACUAGAGUUUUUCUUUCUUAGUUCAUUUUUUAAAACGAUAUGGGUAUGUCUAAGAAAUUAAUUAAGGUAGUUAUUAUAUAUAUGGCUCUUAUAAUGGUGGUUUUCACUCUUGCAACAAUCAAGACCAAUGCAGAAGAGGUGAUAAUAAGCUACGAAGCUUUAUUUCAAAAUCAUGCACUUGGAUGUAAUCCAAAGUAUCCUGUAACUUGUGUGAAACAAAAGGCCAAUUAAACGAUGUGAGAUUGAUCCGAGGUGCACGGCAUGGUUAUUUUAAUGUUUAUAUAUAUAAAAUAUAUCGUUCGUCGAAUGUUUAUAUCCAGUUUUAAAAUAAUAAAUGGUGUUUAACGGAUAUGUUGGAAUUGUAACAGUUGACAAAAAAAAUGUUGGAAUUUUAACAAUUAUUGUAAAGCUUCGAUACCUUUUCAAGACGUGAUCAUCUAUUCUAUUAUCUUCAGACACAUCCAUUUUACAUUUAGCAAGCUACUACGUAUUUAUACAAAUAUAGCUCUUAACCAAAACAGGUCACAAUUGUAUACAAAUAUAGCAACUUUUUUGGUUGUUGUGGCUCUUACAGCAGUAAAGACUACCAAAGCAAA
Brassica napus (rape) is the source of this 2082-nucleotide messenger RNA. RefSeq lists its product as uncharacterized. NCBI's taxonomy places the organism in Eukaryota, Viridiplantae, Streptophyta, Magnoliopsida, Brassicales, Brassicaceae. The record is from RefSeq and is a predicted model, not a curated record. The transcript has a single exon. The coding region runs from base 1526 to 1717 and encodes 63 amino acids.